GCUUUUUACCAGCACCUGCCAGCUCAGCUCAGCCCCGUGGAGCCGACGAUGAUAAUUAUGCUCUUUUUUAACUAUUAACUUCAGCUACGUUCAUUCACCGAAUCGGGUUUCCUGUCUUGGAAAUUCAAGUUUUUCCACAGGCCAGGAGUGGGACCUAGAGCAGCUUAAAGGUCCAGUUUUACUCCAGAUCAUAUACACAUAGAAGAAUACAUUUAAGAAGAUGAGGAACCACCUUUGCUGCUCAACUCUCGUCCUUCUCGCGGUGAUAGGCUGUGGUGGGACUGCAGUGGUGCAGUGUUGGUGGGGAAACGGGUGUGUGUGUUUGCAAUGCCCUGCAGGCCAGGAGCCAUCAAAGGCUUGUGGGAAGAUCCAGAGUUCAGCUGAAGACGUGAAAUGUCAGUUCUGCCCUCCUGGGAGCUUUUCAGAUACAGUCGACUCUGAGCGCUGCCGUCCACACACAUCCUGCGAGAUCCUGGGCAGAAACGUUUCAGUGUCUGGCACUUUGACCUCGGACGCUGUCUGUGGCGACUGUCUGCCUGGAUUUCUCUCUCCUGAUGGAGGACAAGUUUCCACUCAAAGUGGUUGCAUAAAAACUGAAUUGCAUGUCAGAAAGGUUCGCACUGUGGGAAAAGGUUCCUCCAAUGGGGCAGGAGGACCAGCCAAUAGUACGGUGGUUCGAAGCGCCGAGGAAAAGACGGCAGAGUACGCUGUGUUCGCAUUGGUGCCUGUCUUCUGCAUAAUAGGCCUAUUGGGCAUCCUGAUCUGCAACAUCUUGAAGAAGAAGGGAUACAACUGCACUGCUGAGAAGGAGGGGAGAGACGAAGAGACUGCUACACCUCAGAAAGAAGGUCACAACUGCCCCUACAUAUCUGAUGACCUGAAUGAAGACACAAUCAGUGUUCUGGUUCGCCUCAUAACAGAGAAGAAAGAAAAUGCUGCUGCACUGGAGGAACUGCUGCUGGAGUAUGAGAGCAAACAGAUGAGCAAAGGCUCAUCAAUCAAGUUCCCGAUGCUGUCUCCCUUGUCCACCUUCCGCUCCAUCCCCAAGUCUUGCCCUCAUCAGUCCCACCUCCACACCAUCUCGGGUCUCUCCGGUCUCGCUCCCAAACACGGCUACCGUUGCUCCCGCUGCGCUCAGAGAAAGUGGCCUCCUGUUCUCAUUCCUCCCCUGGAUUCUCUCAAAGACCCUCUGAAGCCCCCACAGGGCCUCACGCUGCCCUCCUUGGACACACCUGUUGACCAGCAGAAGAACCCUCUACUGGGGGCUGGUUGCGUAGACACUCAUCACCCCCAAGCCGCUGUUGUGUCAAAACCUGUUCAGAACAAAGUGGACAGCAGUGAAGGGAGGGAGAAGAAAGAAGGAGAGGUGUUGUCUGUUGGGAGAUUUCAAGUUGCUCACAUACCUGAGUACAAGCCCGUUACCACAGAAACCAAAACGUCAUCUCAGGAGCAAAGAAACUCCCUGUUUGGUGGAAAACAUUUCCCCUCCUGUUCAUCAUCUGCCUUCAGGAGAUAAAAAGAUGCAGAGAGGCUGCAUGAUCAUCCUACCUCGUGAAAGAAGACUUCAAUAUCUGAUGGCAGCUUAAACGCCAGGAUGGAGAUGCUCUUCAGAAAACUUAACCUCCACCUGCUGGAAGAAGAAGGAAUUGCUUCUCAUCGCAUGAUGAGACGAUUUCUUGACAGCUUGAUCUUAUGCUGCUCAAAGCUUAACGCCCAGUCAGCAACGGUGCUGGAAAGCUAAUGAGUUUAAUGCAGGAGGAGGAUUAGUUUAAACUAAACAUCAAUGAAACAAAAGAUGCAAAAUCACCAAUUUUUACAGAUCAAAAUAUGGUGGUUCUGCUGCUUUGGAAUCAACUUUUGUGACUACAAAAGUUGUUUUCCUCAGCUGUUUCAGACAGCUGUUUUCCUCCAAACAGCUGUCUGUUCGGAGGAAACCAGACAGCACAACACCAUCAAAAAAAAACAACAUAAAUAAUCUUUGCAACCAUGUGCCACAUAGAUUAGAGGUAACAAUGUAUUUGUUAACAACUGGUUCAUGCAAAAAAUGGCUUGUUCUUCUCUUUGGUUUGCAUAGAAAUUACAGAUGUAUUAAGGAUUUGAUUUGUUCUUUAAUCUGUUGAAUGUAUUAACAGAAACUCAUUGUAUGCACUGAAGUAAAUUUAUCCGGUUGGAGGGUUUAAACCUGAGCUCUGAAUUUUACAUCUUUAAAGGUCAAUAUUUGAUAAAUGGCUAGCUAUUGGAAAUCUGUCACAAUCCCAGGGUUAAACGUUUCUUAUCGAGUUGUGCCAUGCAAUUAUCUAUGCUGAUGCCAGAUCAACAGAAUCAUUUCAGUCUUCCAGAUUAUAAACAAGGGCUCAGCAUGUUUCAGAGCUCCUUAGGUAACUUGUGAAAGUCUUUUAAAAAAGUUCAAAAAUGUUGCUACCUGUCAGACAGAUUUUUUCUUCAUGCGAUAACAUCACAGGCCUCCAAAUUUUAUAUUGGGUCACAUUGAAGCAGCUUUUGUUGUAUCAAUUAUUGAUUUAAGCCCUGAUAAAAGACACAUUUUCUUUUCAACUCUUGUAUAGUUGAGAUGCUUAAAUGAUCAAUUCAAUUCAACAACUUCCCAAAAGCAGAAUUAAGAACCUCUUGGUACGUUUUAGUUUUUAGAUAGAGUCCAGUGUGGACCCAGGUUUAGUUGGAAAGGAGUUUUUUUUGUAUAUUUUCACUACAUUUAAAUGAUAUUGCAGCUCAAAUCUUCUUGUAAGCAGCAAAUAUCGUUUUGGACCACAGGUGAAAAACUAAACAUUGAGAAAGACCACAAUUAAAAAACAAAACAUGUAUAUAGGUGUAAAUAUGUAAAUGAGACUGAGCGCAUACACAAGUAAACUCUUGAUUUUGAUUUUAUACUCUAACACAUAGUACGCAUGAGGUAAUUCAGGGGUGAACAGCUGCACUGCACCAGUGACAGGAUUCUGUCAUUCAUAUAAGCUGAACUGCUGUCUGAAAUGGUUUUCUACCCUUAAUCUAGGGUUAAACAUAUCAGUGUUUUUUUUUUCUCUCAUCUUGAGAGAAACUCACAAACUCACAUUUUAGUUCCUUAAUA
Messenger RNA from Gambusia affinis (western mosquitofish), 3082 nucleotides. RefSeq names its product RELT TNF receptor (gene relt). Gene Ontology annotation, molecular function: protein binding. NCBI's taxonomy places the organism in Eukaryota, Metazoa, Chordata, Actinopteri, Cyprinodontiformes, Poeciliidae. The coding region runs from base 221 to 1516 and encodes 431 amino acids. Gene Ontology annotation, biological process: apoptotic process. The transcript is spliced from 12 exons. The record is from RefSeq and is a predicted model, not a curated record.